AAUGUAUUGUAUGUGCUUGUAAACAGAAAUGGUGAAAGGAGAAACAAACUUUGUGAUGAGGAGAGUGACCAGACUGCAAGAGAAUGAAUGAAAUUAAGUGAUAAGUUGCUCGAUCUAUACGAUGUUCACCACGGUGGUCGUUUUGUUAUUAAUGUUAUCGAGUGCACACUGUUUCAGAAAAUGCGAUCAGAUGGUAACUAAAAAAGAUUUGAAUUCGGGUUUAAUAAAGAUAGCCGAGAAGCCUGUAGCAUCAGAUGAGCAUGAUGAAGAGAAUUUCAAAGUUGAUGUGUCAAACACAGGACCUGCUGUCAUUUGGUCAGAGAUCGAUUUUCUUGCCGAGCUGUCUGCAGAAUCUGUGGUCAUCAAUAAAAAGGAAUUCCUGUACCAUUGGAUGAAUGACGCUGACUAUACUGACAUACUGGAGACAACAGACAACUACAGAAGCAAUAUAUCAUCCUAUAUGUUUGACUCGGAACUCAUCUUGCCAAACAAAUACCAAAUGAAAGUCUGUGUUUACAGACAGCAUAAAGAAAACAUAAGGGUUUACAGAAAGAUUGCAGAGAACCAUACUAUAUUUGAAUUAACAGCAUCAUUGAAUGGAAAAGCUCACAUUUUUCAAAAUGUCACCCAUGUAAAUACUACCCAAGGCAUAUUUUCUACAAAAAGAAUAAUACAGCAUAGUGUGAACUUAACUGACAAGUUUUCUUCGGCACAUACGUACUGGUUUGAAUGGUUCAUAGAUGGCCAGCGUGUGGAAACCAAAGAAAAUGUCAAUUUUUUUGAAUUUAUCCACAACAGAACUGGAAUGUGUAACAUUCGGGUACAAGUCACCAUGGAUUUAGUUGAUGCACAGAAAAAACUAAAGGGAACCUGGUCCAAAUCUAUUUAUUUGGAGGAUGAGAUACAGUAUGUGAACAUCCUAUCUAGUUCAGAGACCAUUAUUGGAGAACCUAUUAAACUCAAUAUCACCUUUGAUGGCAGCGAAGUCAUUGUAUGUUGGAGGAUAUUGGAUCUCAACAACAGUACAGUACACAACAGGUCAUGUGAUGAGCCCAAAUCCAGGGGCUGGUUCCUCACCCCCGGGAUUGUUCUGUCCCCAGGGCAAUACAUUGCAGAGGUCACUGUUACUAAUGAUGUCAGCUCUAUCAGCCGUCAGAGUCAGGUCAUGUCAGUAUAUAAUGGUGGAACAGGAUCUUCUUCACCAUUAGCUGUGCCAGUUAUCUUCAGCAUGCUGGGUCUGAUUGUCAUCAUAGCUGCCGCUGCAUACUUUGUAAGACUGAAGAAGAAAAGGGAUGUAGAAGUGGCAGACUUUGACUUCCAUCCGGAGAUUCAGUCAACAGGUUCCAGAAUAUUUAACAAAAUAAAGGGGAGUGUUACAGACUUUUUCCAAAGAAAUGAUUAUCUAAAUAGACACAGACUUGCCAGAUAUCACCAGACAUCUGCAAAAUCUUAUGGUUCUUUGGAAGACUCCAAUGAACACUUAUGAACAGUGUUUUUAUAUUUUUUUGUUAAAAAAAUGGAAGAAAACUCCUGCACAAAUAUUACCAUUGAAACAUUUUAUUUAUUAGAGUUGAGUUUUAUAACUGUUUUUGUUCAUUGUUCACUUUUUACAUGAGAGAGAGAGAAAAAAAAGAAAAACCAAAGGGACAAUAUUUUAUAACCGUCUUAAAAUAUUAUUAAAAUAGAAAAAAUGAGGCCAAGCCCCAAAUGUCUAAUAACCCUUACCUUUUUGUAUAUUUGUGCUUGGUUAUUUUUUUUUAAUUUGAUUCCCUGUCAUUUUCAAUUAAAAAAAGAUAAGUUUAUCAUAUUUCUGUUUUCAAGCAUUUGUCUGUAAACUUGUAUAGUAAUACAUAAUU
Molecule: messenger RNA, 1856 nt
Organism: Saccostrea echinata
Lineage: Eukaryota; Metazoa; Mollusca; Bivalvia; Ostreida; Ostreidae
Exons: 6
Coding region: 122-1486 (454 amino acids)
Source: RefSeq, a predicted model, not a curated record